Messenger RNA from Mastomys coucha (southern multimammate mouse), 6472 nucleotides. It is a transcript of the gene Heg1, whose product is annotated as heart development protein with EGF like domains 1. The record is from RefSeq and is a predicted model, not a curated record. Lineage: Eukaryota; Metazoa; Chordata; Mammalia; Rodentia; Muridae. Gene Ontology annotation, molecular function: calcium ion binding. Gene Ontology annotation, biological process: heart development. Bases 155 to 4369 code for a protein of 1404 amino acids. The transcript has 18 exons.
CCCGGGCUGAUUGGCGUGUGGCAGCACCGGGGCCGCCUCCGCCCUCCCGCUGCUCGCACAACUUUUGCGGCAGAGAGCGCGCUCGCACCCCGAUCCGCUCGCCGCCGCCCUCAGCCCGGCGCCCGGCAUGUGAGCGCGGGCGGCCGCCGCCACCAUGGCCACGCCGCGCGCCCCGCGGUGGCCGCCACCGUCGCUGCUGCUGAAGCUGCUACCGCUGUUGCUGCUGCUGCCCGCCGCCCCCGGGGCGCGGGGCUCCCUUCCCUCUCCGGCCCACCGUACACUCCUCCCGGCCGCGGGGCCGCUUUCGCCGCCUGGUGCCGGACACACGGUCCCCGGGCCCGGCGUCUCGACCCGGCGGGGACAUUCCGGCCGUUUCCCCAGAGGUGUGAGCGCUGCUGCUGCAGGGAACCAUUGGCCAGAAAGUAACAACACCGAAGCCCACAUAGGAUAUACCCCAUUUUAUCAGAGUCAAGAGGACCAUUCAGGUUCCAGAAAAGGAGUGGCAGCUCAGACGGCCAGAAUGAGCCACCGAUCCUCAGAAACCCCAGAAAAGUCCUCCCUCUUCCCUGAGACCAGUGCUGAGUGGAGGAACGUGUCUUCUGGACCCUCGCCUGAGAUCACCACGGCGGCGCAGACCGCCCACAGCAGCUUGUCUACCCUGGAGAGCCUUCCCCAGUCACCCAGCAGUUCCAGGUCACAAAAAGGAAUCACUACUUCUCAAACAAAGAGUGGAACAUCCCCAGGCUUCCUGGAGAGGACAGGGGAGCUCCCAGGAGAAGGGACUGUGCACACACAAGUGGCUGGCACCUGGGUUUCCCGCCAAGCCGCCUUUCCUGCUCUGGAACCCAGGGAGCCAACGGUGCUCUCCCAGAAGAGGAAUUCAUCUGGCCAGGAGCACCCUGGGCCACCAUUCUCCUGGACCCAGAGUCACCCUCCUCCCUCAGACCACCCCUCGUCUUCUAGAAGUUCAAUGAAGGGCAAUAACGUCCCUGCUCUCCAGAACCCAUCAGUCACCCAGACAAAGAGCAUGCUCGUCACUGACACAUUCACUAAUGGUGUCCCAAGAAUGCUGCGGUCUCUGCCUGUCGAUGUGGAACCUGCCAGUGAGACAGAAGGUUUCCCAGAGCACUCCAGUCUUGCUAUAACCUCAGUAUCAGUCCAUUCUUCACCCUCUGUGAAGGACUCAAGGACAAACAGUGGACUCACUGAACGUGUGGGAGAUGGAGAAGGCACUGAGCUGUCUACAGAAAAUGGAUAUGGACUUCCAUCUAUACACUGGCAAAGUGAUGCCCCGUCCUUUGGAGAACAUCAGCUUGCCAACAGCUCAGAAGCAGGAAAUGGCAGUGCCAUGCCUCUGACUGAGACUGUGUUUAGAUCAGUCCCCUCCCUUGGUGGUGGAGCGAGCACAGGACGAUGGUUCCCCGCCAAGAAUAAAACAUCUACAGAUACGGCAGAAAGCUCAGCUUCGCAUCCAGGAGCUGGGAGCACUCAGUCCUCAGAAGCUGCGCAACAGCCUGGAGGUGAUGACUCGCGGAUGGGUGGGAGGAGUUACGCAGAGUCUUCAUCUUCUUCAUCUACAUCUUCUUCCGAAAGCGUGGAUUCCUCAGCACCUUUCGGAGAGAGGGGAGAGCAUUCAACUCCAGAAGAUGGUGCAGUGCUGAGUGACAGCUCAGAUCUGGCAGACAGCACUUCGGGGGCGCGUGCACCUCACACAUCUGCAAUGUUCACCCGGAGCGGGGAACGCACGCUGCGGUCUCUUGACCUCUCGAGCAUAGCGACCGGCCCUGUGCACCCCACCCCACGCGGGAACGUGACGGAGCAUGCUGGCCUACUAUCCGGGGCACCAACUCUCGGAGUUACUGGACUUAGCCACACUCAAGAGCAUGGCUCAGACUCUGGACAAAGGACUUCCGGCGAGCACAAAGACCACGCCUAUGUUCCGUCUUCUUUCACCAAAGGAGAACGGACGCUACUGUCUGUUACAGAUAACACUUCCUACUCAGAGACCGGCGAGAGCUCAACCUCUUCCAUUAAGAUCUCAAACUCUCCCUCUCAGGCUCAGCCGAAGCAAAGUAGCGCGUCCUCCCACAACGACAACGCCGAGCCUGCCGAGCCUGCUGAGCCUGCCCAGUCUUCCACCGAGUCGCCGGUUCUGCAUACGUCCAACCUUCCAACCUACACGUCCACUGUUAAUAUGCCAAACACCUUGGUUCUUGACACCAGACCUGUUGAGGACUCAUCUGAUUCAGGGGCGUCCUCCAUUCCACCCUCACCGUCACAACCCCAGCCCUUCUCAUCAGCCUUACCAUCAACCAGGGCUCCUGUACAGCAGCUAAAGUCUACCUCUGAGACAACCACAUCCUCACUGUCUCCUUCACCUGUCUUCUUAAUGGGGUCGACUCUUGCCCCAUAUUCUGUCUCACAAACCUUCCCACAUCCAUCGUCUACCCUAGUCCCUCACAGGGCAAGGGAGACACGUGUGACUUCCGUCCAAAUGUCCACGGAGAUAUCAGCCAUUGCAUUGGUCCCCAGCAACCAAACAGCAGACCCCAAGAACCAGAGCACCCCACAGCAAGAGAAACCCAUCACAGAAGCUAAGUCACCAAGCUUGGUGUCUCUGCCUACAGACUCUACCAAAGCAGUAACAGUGAGCCUUCCUCCAGGGACCCCUUGGUCCCCAGCCUUAAUAGGGUUGUCCACGGAGCCAGCCCUUUCAGCCACAAGCACCAGCUCAAGCCAGAUAUCUCCAGCUUUGACAUCUGCCGUGCCCCAGACUACUAACUCUCCUGUGACCAGUCCCAGCCCCCUGUCACACGUAGAACCUUUGACCCCAGAUGCUGUAGUUGUACACACUACCCCAGAGAAACCACACUUCCCAACCAAUCCUGAAAUUCUAGUGCCACGAAUCUCAACUGAGGGGGCCAUCACCACAGAAGGGAACCGGGAGCACCUGGAGCCUACCACUCCGUCAAUUCCUCUGACCACUUCAACCACACCAGCAGAAGAAAUGACCACAGAGCUUAGCCAUGCAGAGGAGUCCAGCCCAUCACAUUUUCUUACACCAUCUUCACCUCAAACCACAGAUGUUUCUACAGCUGAAAUGUUGACUUCCAGAUAUACCACCUUUGCUGCUCAGAGCACCCCACAGUCACCAACAACACUGUUGCCUCUAACCCCAGUCAACAGCUGUACCGUGAACCCUUGUCUUCAUGAUGGUGAAUGCCUUGUGGACCUCACCGGUCGUGGGUAUCGAUGUAUGUGCCCACCUGCCUGGCAAGGGGACAACUGCAGUGUGGAUGUGGACGAGUGUCUCUCCAGCCCGUGUCCUCCCUUAGCCACGUGCAACAAUACUCAGGGAUCUUUCACCUGCAGAUGCCCAGUCGGGUAUCAGUUGGAGAAAGGAGUAUGCAAUCUGGUUAGAACCUUUGUGACCGAGUUUAAGUUGAGGAAGACUUUUCUCAAUACUACUGCAGAAAACCAUUCCAACACUCAUGAGCUUGAAAACGAGAUGGCUCAAACACUAAACGUGUGUUUUUCAACAUUGCCUGGCUAUAUCCGAACUACAGCCCGUGUGUUUAGAGAGCCCAGUACAGUGGUCAUCUCACUGCAAGCCACCUUUGCCCUGGUCUCCAAUGUGACGCUGUUUGACCUGGCAGACAGGAUCCAGAAAUAUGUCAACUCCUGCAGGUCCUCUGCUGAAGUCUGCCAGCUCUUGGGGUCUCAGAGGCGGGUCUUUCGAGCGGGCAGCUUGUGUAAGCGGAAGAGUCCAGAAUGUGACAAAGAGACAUCCAUCUGCACCGACCUGGAUGGCGUCGCGCUGUGUCAGUGCAAGUCCGGCUACUUUCAGUUCAACAAGAUGGAUCACUCUUGCCGAGCAUGUGAAGAUGGAUAUAGGCUUGAAAAUGAAACUUGUAUGAGUUGCCCAUUCGGCCUUGGCGGUCUCAACUGUGGAAACCCCUAUCAGCUUAUCACUGUGGUGAUCGCAGCAGCAGGAGGUGGCCUCCUGCUCAUCCUGGGCAUCGCACUCAUUGUGACCUGUUGCAGAAAGAGUAAAAAUGAUAUAAGUAAACUCAUCUUCAAAAGUGGGGACUUCCAAAUGUCCCCAUACGCCGAGUACCCCAAGAAUCCUCGCUCACAAGAGUGGGGCCGCGAAGCCAUUGAGAUGCACGAGAAUGGAAGCACCAAAAACCUCCUGCAGAUGACAGACGUGUACUACUCGCCCACAAAUGUAAGGAACCCCGAACUUGAACGCAACGGACUGUAUCCAGCCUACACUGGACUGCCCGGAUCCAGACACUCUUGCAUCUUCCCGGGACAGUAUAACCCAUCUUUCAUCAGCGACGAGAGCAGGAGGAGAGACUACUUCUGAGUCCAGGAGACAGAGGGGGCCCCGUUUCUCUGAGCCACCUUCCCCGACAUCUGGCUCAGAGGACUACACACAAAGGGAGCACCAUGCACUAGCUGCUCCUGGGACUCGUCAGAGCCAUGCUUGAGGGGCGUGACCACAGUGGAAGGGACAGAUAGAGGCAGAACUGCAGGCCACUCAUUCAGCACUGUUGCUACUGUGAACAUGGUCGUGGGCCAGCGCUGAGUCUCUGAAUGCCUGGAGCGUAGAACUGGAUGGCUUCCGCAGCAGACCACUAUGCUUCAUUUCCAGGACCCAGUUUCUCCUUAAUUUGCACUUUAAUAGGUUGGGCAGGGACGUUUCAUUUUGGACCCUUUUCCAGACUAGUCCAGAAAUCCUCUCUUUCUGAGGACACUUCCCCAGGCCUCAGUUUGGUGAUUGACUGGCAGCCAGGUGCUGGCACGUUUGUUUUUCUGCCUGGUGCCUUGUGCUAAACAACAGAUGGAGGUAAAUUAACCACUGUGAGGGAGCAGCCGAGCAGAGCAGCGCUGCAGUCAAGUGCAAAGUAUUUUAUUUAAGGUUUCUAGGUCUGUGCUCAUUUCCAAGCCAAUGCCAUAAAUGAGACCUUGAUGUUUGCAAGGCUUGCCACAGAACUUUUUUUUUUUUAAGUCAAGGUGAUACAUUUGCUUACAAUGUAUUAGUUUUACUUUCCCAAGCAAGAAUGAAUCAGGGUAAAACAACAUUCAUUUGAAUUUCAUUAGAAGUAUUCAGGUGCCCCUCAGUGUGUCUCAGCAGGCAAUAUCAGGCAGGUCCUACCUGUGGUGUGGUGGGAUGUUUUUGACCCAGGAGGACUGCAUGGAGCCUGGAGCUCUGACCAUCAACGUGUAGCAGGGUGUAGUUGAAAACUACAACGUCUGCAGGGUGUAGUUGAAAAGGGAGAGGCAGUUGCAGGUGUGUGGGAGCUAGUGGUCUCACCAGUCUGCUGUAGGCCCCACAGCAGAAUGGGACAGAGGAAUGAACCGAAUAACCUGACACAUUCCCCGAACUCCAGUGCAGAAGCUGGGGGCUCCCCCAAGAAGAAUGGGGAGCUAGGAAGAAGCUACCGGUAAGGGUACAUACCUGCCGAUCUUCAAACCCAUAAUGUCCACAAACUCAAUGGAAACUUUUAACCACUUAAAGCUAUUUAUUCACUGAGGAGAGAACUUAUUUACUCUCACCCAGCCAUUGAUGCAUCUGUGUUCUUGUGCAGUGUCCCCUCAAGACUCUGCUAUGGCCGGAGUCAGCUUUGGAGAACGAAAGCCUGACCAGCUAAGGGUCUGAGAGCUUGCUUUUGUGUUUUGCUUAUUGUAUUGUGGGAUCCUGGGGGCGCGGCGGGGCUAUGUGGUGUUCAUAGCAGCUUGUGGGAUGUCCUGGUUUGGGAUGAGGUGGAGAGUCAAAGCAUUAUCCCCACCCGGACGCUGGAGACUCGACAGCAUAUAUGUCUGGAAAUGGGACAGCUAUUGGAAAUGGUUCUGUAUGUGUUUCUUUGGCGUUCUCUGAUGCCUCCAAAAUUUAUGAAGGUCCCCAUCCUCUUUUAAGUAAGCCCUGUGUCCCAUGGUCACCGCUGGACUGUCACCACUCACUCUUACCCCCUACAGCAGGACCGUUAGUCAGGUGCAGAGGAUUUUAACCACGUGGCAUUCAUUAGUACAGAGAGGAUUCUGCUGCUCGUGGUUGAUGCUAACUUAAAGUUGCAAAGCAUUGCCAUCAAGAAGCCAUGGGUCUUGUCUGUGUCUCUGUGUGGAACCCAUGGCUCCUUGUGUUGUUGUGAGCCCCUGUGCUCUGCUUGCCUGAGCCCAGAUUCCUUCUAGCCCUUCUGGCGAUAUGCCUGCUUGUCCCAGGCCUCGUGGCUAUGGGAAGAGCCAGCGUGGUGGCUGUUCCCAAGACACACUUCUAAUGUCUUCAGCUGGCAGCACAGCUGGUGAGCACCUGCAUAGGGGGUGCAGAUGACUCCCAGCUGGUGAGCACCUGUACGGGGCCAGGAGCCUCAAGCCCCACAGAAUGAAGUGCCCUGUUCCUGGAAGAAUUCCAGCAUCCAGAAAAAUGUCCUGUGAGUUCCAAAAAUGCUUGCUGACUCGUGAGUCUGGC